This is a messenger RNA of Dermatophagoides pteronyssinus (European house dust mite), 2224 nucleotides long. RefSeq lists its product as uncharacterized. The record is from RefSeq and is a predicted model, not a curated record. NCBI's taxonomy places the organism in Eukaryota, Metazoa, Arthropoda, Arachnida, Sarcoptiformes, Pyroglyphidae. Gene Ontology annotation, molecular function: DNA-binding transcription factor activity, RNA polymerase II-specific; sequence-specific double-stranded DNA binding. Gene Ontology annotation, biological process: regulation of DNA-templated transcription.
UGAUGAUUGUGAUGAUGAUGAUGUCCGUGGUGAUAAUGAUAGUGUUAAUGAUGAUAAUGAUAAUAAUGGUGAUGAUGAUGAUGAUGACGAUGAUCUAAUGAGUAUUAAGGUGGAUGAAGAAGAUAAAGAUGAUGAUGAUAAUGAUUUAUUUGAAAAUGAACAAACAACAAAACAUCGAUCAACAGCAAUAACCUCGUCAGCAACAGCAUCGACUACAUCGGCAACAAUGCUAAAUCAACAACAACAACCGCAACAUCAUCGUCCAUUAAUGCCACCAACAAUGUCAACAAGACAUUUAUAUGAUCCAAAUAUGCAUAAUCGUCAUCAUCAUCAUUUACAUCAUCAUCAUCAUGGACAUUCAGAUGAUUUUCCAAAACGUAAACAACGUCGUUAUCGUACAACAUUUACUAGUUUUCAAUUAGAAGAAUUGGAAAAAGCAUUUUCACGUACACAUUAUCCGGAUGUAUUUACAAGAGAGGAAUUGGCCAUGCGUGUUGAUUUGACCGAAGCAAGAGUUCAGGUUUGGUUUCAAAAUCGUCGUGCUAAAUGGCGUAAACAGGAAAAAACAACAACAACAACACCAACAACAAUGACAAUAACAACAUCAACAACACCUACUACUAUUGGUAGUAAUAAUAAUAAUGGUGGUGGGGGAAGUGGUGGUGGACAAUCAUCGGGUAAUGGCAAUAAUAAUGGUUCCAAUAAUAAUAAUAUUCAUUCAUCAUCACCUCAUCAAUCAUUUUAUCAUCAAACUGCGCAUCAUCCGUAUGGUGUAGGUGGAAUAUCUAAUUUAAUGAUACCAACAUCAACAUCAUCAUCAUCAUCACCACCACCAUUACAUUGUACAUCAUUUAAUAAUAACGGUAAUACUGGCAGUAGUAGUAGUCAUAGUAUUAGUCCAUUACAUUUAGUACCGCCUACACUUCCGUCUCAUUCAUCAACAUUGGCGCCGCCUACUUCAAUAUCAUCAUCAACAUCAUCAUCAUCAUCAACAUCAUCGGCAACAUCAUUGCAUAAUCAAGCGAAUAAUAAUAAUGAUCCAACAUCAUCAUUAUUGACACCGAUUUCAUCCGCAUCAUCAUCGAUAAAUCAUCAAUUUUUUGGAUCACAUGCAGCAGCUGCAGCAGCUGCUGCUGCUGCUGCAUUAUCUGCUGCAUAUCGUAAACAAGCAAUGGCUAAUAUGUUGCAGCAACAGCAACCAACAACGCCCACAUCAUCAUCAUCAUCAUCAGCUUUAUUAGAACAGUCAAUAAAAUCCUGUAUGUCAAAUUAUGCAAAUAGCAAUUCAAUGCUUGGACCAAAUCUUUCAUUUGGAUUUCCAGCCACUAAUGCAUUUGCAAUGCGUGAAUUAGGUUUAGCAUAUUCACAUUUAUUUCCACCACCACCUCCACCACCACCACCACCGCCAUCUCAAUCAUCAUCAACAACAUCACCAUUUGGAAAUAUAUCACCAUUUUUUUCACCAUAUGCUUCAGCAACAAAUUCAUUUCAAAGUCUUUUAGCAUCAUUAUCAUCAUCAUCACCAACAUCUAAUACAGCGCAACAUUUACAGAAAAAUAAAUCAUUAUAUGAUGAUGCUAUAACAAAAUUAUCAAUGCAAUUUCCCACCAAUAUUAACACCAAUUCAUCAAUUGGUAAUCCUUUGUUAGAUAUACCGAAUAGUAUGGCACCAACAUUGAAUAGUCUUUUUCAUUAUCAUCAACAAAAUAAUCAACAACAGCAGCAUCAUUGUUCAUCAUCACCACCAUCAACAACAGCAAUGGAUAAUAAUCGUAUACGAUCAUCAAUAAAAUCACCAUCAAUCAAUGAUAAUGAUGAUGGAUCAAUAAUGAAAUCAUCAACAACAGCAACAGGAACAUCAUCUUCAUUAAUGAUAUUAACUGGUAGUGAUGAUGAUUCACAAACAGAUAUUAGUGAAAAUUCAUCACCAAAUCAUAAUAGUAAAAAUGAACAUCAACAUCAUCAACAACAACAACAACAUUCAUCAAGAUCACCAUCACCAUCACCAUUAUUAUGCAAUAAAGAUGAAACAUUAUCAUCAACAAACAAUGAUCAAUCAAUAUCGACAAAUUCGGGUAAAUCAUCAUCAUCAUCAUCAUCGGCUACUACUACUAAUACAAAUAUUGCUGCAACAAUUUAGUCAAUACAAUUCUAAAAAAAAUGGAAAAAAAGUGAAAAAUUCAGUAAAACAAUUACCACCAAAGCAAACAAAGCAAAAAGAAAA